AGUAAACGAGCGAUAAUUGACGUUAAAACAAGAAACCGUUUGUUGUGAAUCAAUUUUUUGACAACAUGUUGUUUACCAUAAUCAAUUAUAUGUAUGUUGUGUUUUUGGGUAUUGCCAUUUGUGCCAGGACUAUCAAUAAAGACGGAAAGGUGAUUUGCAAGGAAAUACCCAGUGCCGUACUGGAAGAAGUACUGGGGGCGGCGUACAACGCCAGAUACAUGAGCAUCGGCGACCCCAUCGCAGAAGAAAAUACAGGGGGAGGCAAAAGGCGGGGGACGAACAGCGGCGGCGCGCUGGAUUUUUACGUGGACAGUGAUUUGGGCGAGACCAUCGACGAGCAGCCAGCUUGGUCGGUGAAGAGUCACGUGGAGAGCGUCAGGGAAAUGGGAAUAACACGCUACAAGCGUGAAAUCGACUACCUGCAAGAAUGGAACUGCCGAUCCCGCAUAAAAUGGACGGACCUGGGUCCCGACUACUUCCCCAGGUACCUGCGUACGGUCGAGUGCCUCGCCGACCGCUGCUGGUUCGACAUGUACAGGUGCCGGCCCCGUUCGUUCGCCGUGAAGAUCCUGAAGAGGCGGCGCGACAGGUGUGUGGCGGCGGCUCCAGGGGCGGGCAAAGUGGGGGUAGCGGGACUGCCGCGGGACUUGCGGGAGUUGUGGGUGUGGGAGGAGCGGGCGGUCAGCUUUUGCUGCGACUGCACGAUGUGAAUUAUUUCGGAUCGGUUUAUUAUACGGUUUUGUUGACGGUAUGUGGGGUGGUGUUUCGAUUUUUUUGUCCCAUUUCCACAUUUUAAGAAGUUCCUCGUCGAGAACUUCCUGGAUGGAAUGAUGUCUAGAAGUCCUGCAAAGGAGCUAUAUAUACCGGGUGACACAGGCAGACUCAUGACGGUAUACCCCUAUCCAUUGUAUUUCUAGCUAUAUUUCUGAAAUUCGAAAAAAUGGAAUAUGCUCACUAGAGGGUACUUUUCUCUCACUUCAUUACCUAUAUACACUUUAUUUUUUCAUCCUAUGGUUUUCCUGAAAAUGCCAUCAACUUAAAACUCCGAUAUUAAAAUGGAGUAUCCUAUAUAUAUUUUCAUUCCAUAAUUGGUUGGAGAUUAUAAAUAACGAAUUCAACAAUACUGUAUUAUAUAUUCGAUGAUCCAAAUUUCAGAAAUAUAGCUAGAAAAACAAAUGAGAAAAGGGGUGUAGACUAUGAAUUUGUAUCACCUGGUUCCUAAAACAUAUUAUUUCUAUCCAGCGACGAAGUUUCCAAUACGUCUUGAAUGGAGCACAACAUCUAUUAAAUUAGUUAUUUGUUUUAGUAGGCAGGAAAAAAGUUGCAAGUCGUCUUUUUUAUAUAGAAAAUCAUCGCCUUGUGAUUUUUCUCGGACACUUCUUGAACAUUUUGAUAAACCCACUAAAAAUACAACAUUUCUGUCUCUGUUGCUAUUUUUUUCGUAUCUUGCUUCGUUUUCGAGAAAAACGGAGAAUACCAUAUAUACCUUGGCAUAUCUCUGAACUCCAUAAGGAAAAAUAAAAAUGCUUCGAUAUUAUAUUUUGUCCAAAAAUGUAUUACACAUUAUUAUUCAUGAAACCAAAAGAUUUAAAUAACCUUACUUUUUUUAUACUUUGACACCCUAUAUCUCGAUGGAAACCGAAUAAGCAUUUUUGGACCCAUGUUAAUAAUGAACUUAUCUUUUCAUAUAUUGUUGGGGAGAAUGUCCCCUAUAUAGGCUCUUGUCACCGCAACUCUGAAACACCCUGUAUUUAUUAUACCGUUUUGUUGACGAUAUAUAGGGUGGUGUUUCUUUUUUUGAUUCGCUUCAGCGCUUUAGAAACUUUCAAGCUGAAACGUUGUUCAGGAUUCUUGAAGAAACGCUAUUAAGACUUCUUAAAACGUUGCUGAAACAUAUCCCGAUCCUAAACGUUUUUGAAAUGACUAGAAUGGAACGUUCCGAUUACGUCCCGAACGAAAGAGGACGGAGAUUCUCGUGUUUUUCUCAAAAUGAACGUUAUCAUGACGUCCUGAAUAAAACAUUUGAAUAUCUUAACUAACUCCUACCCCAAGUAGCACAGGUUAGGAAAAUUACGGCAUAAUGACGUCUUUUUUAGGUCAUUAUAUUGGUCUGUAUAUGGCUCCCUCAGCAUCAGAGACCAAAAAAUGUCAUUUUUCAUGAGGUCAUAUCAACGUAUAUUACUGUAUGUCAUAAAGACGUCCCAACAAAGUUAUCUUUUUUUCAUUCGUACACAAAACUUAUUGAGCUCUUUUUCACGUCAAUUGGUCAGUAUUGCGACCAAAUUAGGACGUCAUUUGAACGUCACUGUGCUACCUGGAACCUGAAAUAUUUAAUUUGAAGACGUUCCAACUAAAAUGUAGGUUGCAAGACAAGAAUGAAUAACAAAAAAACGAGAUCAAAUUAACACUGUACAAUAUUUUAUUUUAGAAUUUAUUACAAAAACUGAUUCAUAGGAUCUUCAUCUCUCUUCCUUCUCUUGAAAUAUUCCUCCAUCUCAUCUUCAGUAGGUUUUUUGGCCUCAUACAUACUAUUAUAAGGUCUUUUUCUGUCAUCUGCUAUAACGGUUUCCUCCUCCAUAACAGUGUUCUUAGUUUCAAAAGCAAGUUUCGAAUCUUUCUGUUUCCUCUUCAACUUUUUCAGUUUCUUCUUUUCCCUCUUCUUUUUCUUCUUCUUGGACUUUUCGUCAGAAGAAGACUCUGAGCUGCUGCUCUCGCCAUCCUGUGACUUUUCAUUCUUUGAAUCGCUAUUUUCCUCGAUUUCCUCGAUUUGGGAAAGUUCCGCUGCUCUGGAAUUUUCCGAAUUUUUGCCCGAUUCUCCAAGACAAUAGGAGUUCUUGAAAAAAGAGAGAGUUGUCAAAAGACACGUGAGGAGUUUUCCAGCAGGGUUAUUCUUGAGGAAGUUUAUGUAAUUUCAAUGAAUCACUGGGAAUUGAUAAUGAACUACUGAAAAAUCUAAAGGAAUAAAAUUUCGAUGAAUUACUG
Molecule: messenger RNA, 2982 nt
Organism: Phaedon cochleariae (mustard beetle)
Lineage: Eukaryota; Metazoa; Arthropoda; Insecta; Coleoptera; Chrysomelidae
Source: the annotation of a GenBank genome assembly